Molecule: messenger RNA, 646 nt
Organism: Leguminivora glycinivorella
Lineage: Eukaryota; Metazoa; Arthropoda; Insecta; Lepidoptera; Tortricidae
Exons: 1
Coding region: 77-646 (189 amino acids)
Source: RefSeq, a predicted model, not a curated record
UGACCUAUCUUUCCAAGUGUUGUCCUGCUCAGUUUCAUACUUCCAUGUCAUUCGAGACAGAAAUUUGUAUAUAAGGAUGCUAAGAGAUAUAACUGCUUGCUGGGACAGGAUAGCAAUGGGCAGGAGGACAGAGAUUCUCGGCCGACUACGUGUUCAGAUGUGUGCUAUUCUCAGCUCCGUUUUGAUUUUUCCUCUGCUAUUGAUUGUCACAUACAAUGGCUCUAUUAGCGUUUGGAAGAAGGUAUUGGUGACUGUAACUUUUAUUUUACCUGAACUUAUACAGUUUGCAAUGAUAUCAUUUUAUUUGAUAAUGAUUCUGAUGAUAGUCGCGCUUCUGAAGAAUAUUGAAGAGGAGAUUACAAUCUUAGAUCUAAUAAAUAAUACAACGGUUGGAGUAAGAUCGGGCAUGAGCCUAUUCAAGAUAAAGAAUGUAUACGUGAAGACGCUAAAGAUGAAGCGGCGGGUGGUCGCGGCGCUCCAGGCACCGCUGCUGGUGACGAUGGCGGUGACCUUCCACGAGCUGGAGGGGCUGCCCCACAUGAUAUGCCAUGGUCGAGUCUAUGUGCAGAGCUUCUCUUUGAAUAAUACUAUUGAACUCAGUCUAUGGAGCUUCAUGCAACUGCUAAAAAUAUCUGAAUUGUUCUAA